Molecule: messenger RNA, 1494 nt
Organism: Macrosteles quadrilineatus (aster leafhopper)
Lineage: Eukaryota; Metazoa; Arthropoda; Insecta; Hemiptera; Cicadellidae
Gene: Ptx1
Product: pituitary homeobox homolog Ptx1
Exons: 6
Coding region: 19-1215 (398 amino acids)
Biological process (GO): anatomical structure morphogenesis; regulation of transcription by RNA polymerase II
Cellular component (GO): nucleus
Molecular function (GO): DNA-binding transcription factor activity, RNA polymerase II-specific; RNA polymerase II cis-regulatory region sequence-specific DNA binding
Source: RefSeq, a predicted model, not a curated record
GACUUCUACAGCCGCAACAUGAUGGAGAGACUAGAGCCCAUGUCAGACCCUGGUCUGUGUCUGCAAGACCUCGUGUCUGGUGUCGCCACUUCCUCCUCCUCCAACCACGACCUGCACCAUCACAGCGGCCUCCAUCACGAGAGCUCCAUGCUGGGCCAUCAUCACCACGUUCACCAUCACGAGCCCCACCAUCCCGUGGCCGUCUCGUGUCCACCGACCGUGCUGCACCACGAACCACUGGAGAAACUGAAACGUGUGUGGGCGGAGACGGGGGACUUCAGGGACAACUCGCACCACAUGACCAUGGAUCAUUCCCAGCUCAGCUUCAGCAGUGCCCGAAGUCGCAACAGGGACAGAAAGGGACGAGUGCUAUCAGUAGAGCCUCUGGGAGGGAUCAAGACGGAAGGGGUGGACGCCGACGACGGAUCAAAAGACCAGAAAAACAACAAGAACAACAAGAGACAGCGACGGCAGAGGACGCACUUCACGUCACAGCAACUACAGGAGCUGGAGGCGACCUUCGCUAGGAACAGAUAUCCCGACAUGAGCACCAGGGAGGAGAUAGCGAUGUGGACCAACUUGACGGAAGCACGAGUCAGGGUAUGGUUUAAGAACAGACGGGCCAAAUGGCGCAAGAGAGAACGCAACGCUAUGAACGCUGCUGCAGCCGCCGCUGCUGACUUCAAGAACGGCUUCAGCUCACAGUUCAACGGGCUGAUGCAGCCUUUCACGGACACAGACUCGCUGUACUCCUCGGCGUACUCUUCCUACAACAACUGGGCCACCAAGGUGCCGAGCCCGCUGGGUACCAAGACAUUCCCGUGGUCCGUCAACCCGCUCACUUCCGUCAACCACCACCAAAGCUCCGUCAACUGUUUCAACGCCGCCGCCACCUCCGCAGCACUAUCGUCCUCCUCGGGUGCCGGGUCCAUGCUGCCCCCCACCCCUCUGUCGGCGGCGUCCGCCCCCGGCUCUGCCUGUCCAUACGCUCCCCCCACAACCCCCUACUCCAUGUACCAUCACCGCGCCGCCGCCGAACCCUGCAACGUCAUGUCCUCCAGUAUUGCCAGUCUUCGGCUGAAGGCAAAGCAGCACUCGUCCGGCUUCUCCUACUCGCCGGCGACUCCCGCCUCCACGUCGUCGGCCCGAGUAGCGUCGCUGUCAGCAUGCCAGUACGCCACGGCGGGAAGUGGAAGUGACCGCGGGGGCGUCUGACGGUACUCUGUCCAGCACCUCAUAGAGGACAGGGAUCUGCCCGCCAUAAAGACAGAGACCGACGAAAAGUCGUGUGCCAUCGACAACCAGGAUUUUUGAAAGUUCCAAAACUUCAUGAGUGAUAUCGACUUUGACAUUUUGUAACGAUUUUUUACCGAACGAUGCCAAAGAUUGUGUAUAUGUUUCUUCAGCGGCUGCGGUCGAAUCAGUCACACCAUUUACGGUUGGUUUGUGGUAGAUGAAUUUAAUUUGAUGGAUAGCGUAUAAACUAAAGUGAGU